UGUGACCAGCUUUGCGGCCACAAUUUAUCGGCUGUAUAUUGUCAAAUAUUUCCAUUUUUCUUUUGAUUGCAAUUUAAGGAGCUGCCGAAAUGUCGCUGACGCCCUUCCUGCGUUUGCCACUCACCGAUUUGACCGGUUGUCUGAUCAAUCAUCAGACCUACGACAAAUGCGGCCAAUUCGAAAUGAAAAUGAUGGACUGCCUGGAAGCCUACGGCGUGGAACGCGGCAAAAAGCAGUGCGCCGAUCUAAUUGGUGAUUUCCAGGAGUGCGUGGGCAUGCAGAAGCAGCUGCUUCGUUUCCAUGCCAUGCGUGAAGAGCGCUAUAAGCAAUGGCUGAAGGGUGAACGCAAGCGGGAGGAACUGUUUGCUGAACCGCCGCGCGUUGAUGCAUAUUAAGGGAAUUAUAGCUACUGUAGCUGAAAUAUGUUUUA
Messenger RNA from Drosophila hydei, 430 nucleotides. RefSeq names its product NADH dehydrogenase [ubiquinone] iron-sulfur protein 5 (gene ND-15). Bases 90 to 395 code for a protein of 101 amino acids. The record is from RefSeq and is a predicted model, not a curated record. The transcript is spliced from 3 exons. Lineage: Eukaryota; Metazoa; Arthropoda; Insecta; Diptera; Drosophilidae.